GGGGAACACCCCACAGGGGGCCGGAAGUUUCGCGUCGCAUCCCUGCGGCGGUCUGGCAGUCCGGAGUGAGGCCGUAGCGGACUGCCCUUUCCCAAGAUGGCGUCGAAGAUCGGUUCCAGACGCUGGCUGCUGCAGCUGCUUAUGCAGCUAGGCUCGGUGCUGCUCACACGCUGCCCGUUCUGGGGCUGCUUCAGUCAGCUCAUGCUGUAUGCCGAGAGGGCCGAGGCGCGCCGGAAGCCCGACAUCCCCGUGCCCUACCUGUACUUCGACAUGGGCGCCGCCGUGCUGUGCGCCAGCUUCAUGUCCUUCGGCGUCAAGCGGCGCUGGUUCGCGCUGGGUGCCGCGCUGCAGCUGGGCGUGAGCACCUACGCCGCCUGUGUGGGCGGCCACGUCCACUACGGGCACUGGCUGAAGGUCCGCAUGUACUCUCGAACUCUAGCUAUCAUUGGUGGCUUCCUGGUGCUGGCCAGCGGUGCGGGGGAGCUGUACCGCCGCAAACCCCGCAGCCGUUCUCUGCAGUCCACCGGCCAAGUCUUCCUGGGCAUCUACCUCAUCUGUGUGGCAUACUCGCUGCAGCACAGUGAGGAGGACCGGCUGGCAUAUCUGAACUGUCUUCCUGGAGGCGAGCUCAUGGUCCAGCUGUUCUUCCUGCUCUAUGGUGUCCUGGCUCUGGCCUUCCUGUCUGGCUACUACGUGGCCCUGGCUGCCCAGAUCCUGGCUGUGCUGCUGCCCCCAGUCAUGCUGCUCAUCGAUGGCAACGUCACCUACUGGCACCACACAGUGCGGGUGGAGUUCUGGAACCAGAUGAAGCUCCUUGGGGAGAACAUGGGCAUCUUUGGGGCCGCCAUCAUCCUGGCCACUGAUGGCUGAGUCCUGUAGUGUGGGGCGCCCUGCCUUCCACCUCGCCGCUCCACUGCUGUUGAUUUUACUUCUUUCUGUUGGGUCUUUGUGGGUUUUUUUUUUUAAUUUUGUUUUUUUCCUUUCAUAGUAUGAGGCAGAUCUCGGCCCCAAAUUCAUGGGUUGGCCCUUGUGGGCUGGGAGCCCUGACACUGAUGCCUCACGGGCUUGUUCCUGUUUGUGAAAACUGAGGCCUGGGGGUGCAGGUCCUGGAUGGGGACAGGGGAAGGGAGACAGAUCCAGUUGUGGUGUAGAUCUGCAGCAGCCCCCAAAGCCUUGUGUGUUUGGAAGGAGACGGGUUAUGGGGCUUACAGCCGACUUGCUGUUGGAGGUGGGGUCAGGUGGGGAGAGGAGGUGGUCACUUGGGGUAAGGCCCGGGGGGUUCAUCUCUCUCUUCUUGGUUGUUGUGAGGUGAGCAGCUUUUCCUCUGCCAGGCCCCUCUGCCAAGCCAUCCUGCUUUGGAGCCAGCUGACUGUGGGCUGAAAUGGAGUCAAAAUAAACCUCACUUAAGUUGUGGGUAUCUGGUAUUUGGUCCCAGCAACAAGGAAAGUAAGACAGGUUUUGGUACCAGGAAUGGGGUCCUAGCUUUGAUGCUAGCUGACCACGUGGUUCAGAAGCCUUUGGAGCUGGUUCACUGGAGAAGUCUGGAAAGGUUUAGAGAUGCUGGCUGGAGAAGCAGCCCUAGAAUCCUGUGAGCUGAGCUUGAUGGGAGGCUCUGGUUGGAGCUCAGAAAACAGAAUGCUAGUCAGGCAUGGUAGAGCACACCUGUAAUCCCAGCACUUGGGAGGCUGAGGCAGGAGUAUCAUUGCCCGUUCAUUCAAGGCCAGCCUGAACUACAGAGUGAGCCCUUGUCUCAAACAAACAAAACCCAAACAAGCAUUUUAUCAGAAUGUUGAUAAAAAGGCAGACCAUAAAGACCAAACUCAAUUAGGGCCUGUUCAGUUGGACAUGGAGUCACUGGCAUGGACUCCAGGCCAUGUUCAUUUCUCUGGCAGAAAGCUUUGUGUACAUUAUACUCCGGUUCUGAGACCAGAAGACUAAGCACGGCAGACUAAUCUGGCAGAGGAAAAUCUCAAGGCAACCCAGCAUUUCAGCGGCAUUCGGUACUGUUGGUGCCUUUCAGCCAGAUCUGUAUGAAGAACCAAGAGAAAAUGGCACAACUGAGUGAUUUUAAAGGUUUUGAUUUUCACCAGAAAAGCACUUCCUGUAAAGUUGGAGCAGAGGAGAGACUGGUUGCUGAAAAGAUAAGCAUUCAAAAGAAGCCAAGUAUUUUGGAUCAGAACAAUGGGGAAAAUGGCUUGAGGGCACAUCAGGAAUCAGCAAGACCCUCCCCCCACUCCCGCAGGCUCGGGGAUGCAAGGCUGUAAGACUCAGAAGAGCAUCCCACAGCACCAUGCUCAGAGGACCUGCCUAGGGAGUUGGUUCCUGGGGAUUCAGCUCACCUUGCUCAGCCAUCCAGGUACUCAGGCCUCUGCAGCUGCCAUUCAGGAGGGCCUGGCUACUGCUCAAGCAGGAAGCAGGCCCUGGCACUAUCUACAUGUUGGUUUUGCAGAAUGCAAAAGUUGUAGGGUCAGGAAGGCUUCCACCCAGAAUUCAGGAGGCCUGGGAGGCCAGGCCAUGUGUCCCUGAGAGAGCAGCUUGGGAUGUAAGUGUAAAGCCAAAAGUGCAGUGGAAAAGCCAGGAACCUGGAUUACCUGAGGGAAGCUGCAAGAGUAAACACUUGGCCCGGGAGGGUUACAGCCUGUCACCAGCAGUGCCCUACAGGUGGGGCUGCCCAAGCCCCCUGGAGUCCACAUCUUGCCACAACGUGCCUCUGGUGCAGGGCACUGAGCUAUGGGAUUUAAUGUUUGCCCUGCUGGGUUUCAGUCUUGCUUUGGUCCCUUUUGGAGUGGGAAUGUUUACCUGGUGCGUUUGUAUGUGGGCAGUGUUGAAUUUGCUUUGCAUUUUCUAGGGGUUCACAGCUAAGAGUUUGCCUUAAGUCUUAUAGGAGACUUUGAACUCAGACUUUUCAGCAAUGCUGGAACUGCUGGGACUUUGGCAACUCUUAGACAGACUGAGUGCAUUUUGCAUAAUGAGAUGCACAUGAGUCCUGGGAGGUGGGGGCUGAAUGUCCAUGUCUUAUAUCUGGAUGUCUCCCCAUGCAUGUGGGUUGAAAGGCGAUUGGAAUACAGGGGCUCCUGACAGCUGACUUGCUAUGAGGAGGAGAGGUCUGGUCAGAAGAGGUGGUCACUGGGAUGUGACCUGGAAGGCUUCAUCUGCCUCCCCUUCCCAGCUCCUCUGCCAGGCCUCUGUGCCAAGCCGUCCUGCCUUGCAGCUGGCUGACCAUGGACUGAAAUGUGACCAAGACAAACCCUUUAAGUUGCAAGUGUGGGUAUUUUGUCCCAGCAAGGAGAGAGUGACUAAGACAGACCCCGAAGUGAGUAAAUGUGAAAAAGUCCUAUUUGCACCAGUUUUUUUGUUUGAAUGUGGUAUUGAAUAUGGGUGCUUCAGCACUGAGCUGCAUCUCCAGCCCUUUCUGCUUUUUAUUUUGAGACAGGGUCUUGCUGAGCUGUCUAAGUUGUGCUUAGACUUGUGAUCCUCCUGCCUCAGCCUCCUUGCUGUGCGUGUCAACAUGUGAAUCAGGCCCCUAGGCACGAGUGGCAGGCAUAGCCCGCACUCAGCACUGUACAAGCCGGCCUGGGCUCGGGUGGCUGGCGUCCCUUCCGCUGCCACCUGCAGGGACUCCUGCACACCAGACUACACACUCCUCUGAAAUAAACACCAGAGACAUUUGUUGAGUUGA
Molecule: messenger RNA, 3679 nt
Organism: Heterocephalus glaber (naked mole-rat)
Lineage: Eukaryota; Metazoa; Chordata; Mammalia; Rodentia; Bathyergidae
Gene: Tmem101
Product: transmembrane protein 101
Biological process (GO): positive regulation of canonical NF-kappaB signal transduction
Source: RefSeq, a predicted model, not a curated record